GAUAUACGGGUUUUGACUUACUUGGACGUGAUUUCGUCAUAGAGAACAGUGGUGCCAGUCUUGCUCUGAAACGCAACUUGUUGCUGAAAGAUGUCCAGUGCUCUUAAGGCUACUGUGAAAGCCGUAAAGAGGAAAGGCGUUAUUCCUCGCCGAGCGGCCAUCGUCCUGACUCAAGCUGCAGCAGGAAAGGUUUGUAGUCUACUUAGAGGACAACCCGAUGCAAGUGGUUUGCGAAUUGGUGUACGAGCACGUGGUUGCAAUGGCCUUUCGUACACAAUAGAUUAUGCAAACGGUAAAGGAAAAUUUGAUGAGGAGGUCAAUCAAGAUGGAGCAAGAGUAUUCAUUGACUCUAAGGCUCAGUUGACUCUACUGGGAACAGAGAUGGACUAUGUGUCAAACAAACUUUCCUCUGAAUUCGUAUUCAACAAUCCCAAUGUCAAAGGAACUUGUGGCUGUGGGGAGAGUUUUACUAUAUAAAUAUGAAAUCUGGACAAAUUAAUUAUUCAAUAAAACAGUAUUCUAUGCAGUGAUCACAGGAUUGUGUGUGACAUGCACUAUUUUUGAGUGUGUAAACUGGGAUGUUCUAGUAGGCUAGUGCCAAUAGAGAGACGAUGGGAACUGUCUGUAGAAACUUUGACAAAUGAUUUACUGGUUGUUGU
Messenger RNA from Corticium candelabrum, 659 nucleotides. Its product is annotated as iron-sulfur cluster assembly 1 homolog, mitochondrial-like. The record is from RefSeq and is a predicted model, not a curated record. Gene Ontology annotation, molecular function: 2 iron, 2 sulfur cluster binding. Bases 91 to 477 code for a protein of 128 amino acids. Gene Ontology annotation, cellular component: mitochondrion; cytoplasm. The transcript is spliced from 4 exons. Gene Ontology annotation, biological process: iron-sulfur cluster assembly. NCBI's taxonomy places the organism in Eukaryota, Metazoa, Porifera, Homoscleromorpha, Homosclerophorida, Plakinidae.